This is a messenger RNA of Nymphalis io (European peacock), 1212 nucleotides long. RefSeq names its product trimethyllysine dioxygenase, mitochondrial (gene Tmlh). Gene Ontology annotation, biological process: carnitine biosynthetic process. The transcript is spliced from 8 exons. Gene Ontology annotation, cellular component: mitochondrion. Lineage: Eukaryota; Metazoa; Arthropoda; Insecta; Lepidoptera; Nymphalidae. The coding region runs from base 57 to 1166 and encodes 369 amino acids. Gene Ontology annotation, molecular function: trimethyllysine dioxygenase activity; iron ion binding. The record is from RefSeq and is a predicted model, not a curated record.
UUUAGACAAUGUGUGACGACUGACGUGUAUUCUCUGAAUAUAAAAGUUUUUGUAAAAUGGCAGUUAUAAAAAUAGUUCGUGUUCUAGACAAAACAUUAAGCGUACAAUUCCAAGAUGGCACAUCAAUUGUUUAUGAAGAAUGUUGGCUGCGUGACCACUGCAGAUGUUCGACUUGCUAUCAUGCAGAUACAUUCCAAAGAGCUCACCACUUAUUAGAAAUACCAAAUGUGAACAUAAGCAACGUGCAAUAUGAUAAAGACCUGCUCAGAAUAACAUGGACUGACAAGCAUGAAUCAGUUUAUAAAGCCGAGUUCUUGGCAGAAUUUAGUUAUGAAAAGUGGAAGUACAGUCGAAGACUUAAGCCGAUAAUGUGGCGUGGAGGAGAAGUUUCGAAUAAAGUUAAGACAGUUCAUGUUGAUGAAUUCCUCAAUUCAGUCAAUGGUGCGAAAGCAGUAUUUAAAUCACUUCUAGACUAUGGCGUAGCUCUGAUUGAAAAUGUAGACGUAUCAGUGGAAGCGACGGAAGCUGUGUGCAAUGCAUUGGGUGGUGUUCAGCACACAUUGUUCGGUGGUAUGUGGAAGUUCACUACGAUGCAAGACCACGCUGACACAGCUUAUACAAAUUUACCGUUAGCUGUACAUAAUGACAAUACUUAUUUCACUGAAGCCGCAGGACUCCAAAUUCUGCAUUGUCUAGAACAUUCUAACGGAUCCGGAGGAGAAACUUUACUAGUAGAUGGAUUUUACGGAGCGACUUGUCUAAAGAACGAACAUCCUGAUGACUUUGAGUUUUUAACGAACUUUGACGUGGAAGCCGAGUAUUUAGAGGAUGGUCACCACUAUAGGCAUUCAGCGCCAGUCAUAAAAUUGGACAAGAUGAAAGAUAUCACACAAAUUAGGUUUAACGUAUACGAUCGUUCGGCGAUGGCAUUCUCCAACGGAGAGGAAUGCAGGUCAUACUAUCGCUCGUUGCGGAAUUUGUCAAGAUACUAUGAAAAUCCGGAGUUUCAGUGGAAAUUUAAACUCAAGCCAGGAGUUGUAAUGGUGAUGGAUAACUUCAGAGUGUUACACGGAAGAACUGGCUUCAACGGUAAACGCGUUCUUUGUGGGAGUUACGUAUCACGUUCUGAUUGGUUAAAUAAAGCUAGAUCGUUAUGUCUUAUAUAAUGGUAUAUUACAUCAUUUUUUAUAAAUUAAACUAAUUAAAAUUCUU